UAUAUAUAUAUAUAAAAGAUAUGCAGGCACAUUUCGGGCUUUUUCUUUCUACUUUGCCUCUGACCCAAGAAACGUCCCUCAAACUCAGCAGGUUCUGUUUUACUUUUUGAAACAAAAUAAAGUCCUUACUGCCCAUAAGAGAUAGAGUUGUGAGGAAUGGAACGCCUACAGAGAAUCUUCUCUGGUGCAGGAGGUAUGGGACACCCACCUCCAGAUUCACCUCUCCUCGACUCUUCUGAACAGGUCUACAUCUCCUCCCUUGCCCUUCUCAAGAUGCUCAAACAUGGAAGAGCUGGAGUUCCCAUGGAAGUUAUGGGCCUGAUGCUUGGUGAGUUUGUGGAUGAAUAUACUGUGCGAGUUGUGGAUGUUUUUGCAAUGCCCCAAAGUGGAACUGGAGUGAGUGUGGAAGCUGUUGAUCAUGUUUUUCAGACAAAUAUGCUUGAUAUGCUCAAGCAGACUGGAAGACCAGAGAUGGUUGUUGGCUGGUACCAUUCACAUCCAGGCUUUGGUUGUUGGCUUUCUGGUGUUGACAUAAAUACCCAACAGAGUUUUGAGGCCUUGAACCAAAGGGCAGUUGCAGUGGUCGUAGAUCCAAUCCAAAGUGUCAAAGGUAAGGUGGUUAUUGAUGCCUUUCGCUUGAUCAAUCCUCAGACCAUGAUGCUUGGCCAAGAGCCACGUCAAACUACUUCAAACCUCGGGCACCUCAACAAGCCAUCCAUUCAGGCUUUGAUCCAUGGGCUCAACAGGCACUACUACUCUAUAGCCAUCAAUUACAGAAAGAAUGAACUGGAAGAGAAGAUGUUACUUAACCUCCACAAGAAGAAGUGGACUGAUGGUUUGACACUGCAGCGGUUUGAUGUCCAUUCAAAAACUAAUGAACAGACUGUACAGGAGAUGCUGAACCUGGCUAUUAAGUAUAACAAAGCAGUUCAGGAAGAGGAUGAGUUGCCCCCAGAAAAGCUUGCCAUUGCCAAUGUUGGAAGGCAAGACGCCAAGAAGCAUUUGGAGGAGCAUGUUUCCAACUUGAUGUCUUCAAAUAUAAUUCAGAUUCUGGGGACAAUGCUUGACACAGUGGUGUUCUAGAGAAAGAGAGAAAACGAGAGAGAGAGAGAGAGAUUUCCCUUUUGCAAGCUCUCUGAUCAUUCCCUUUCAGAGAAGAAGAUUAUGAUUUCUCUCAUGGGAUAUAUACCAUUCAUCUAUGACUCAGAGCUUUGUGCUGCACCUUAGACUAUAAUCAUUUCACAUUAUUUUUGUGGUGGUGCUAUGUUAUUUGACAUUUCUUGUUAAUGUCAAAACUAGGGUUUUAAGUCCAGAAUUGCUUUAGGCUCUCUCUCUCUCUCUCUCUCUCUUGAUAUGAUUGGAGCUGUUUUAAACUUGUCUACACUGUUUUUCCACUUAUUUGUUUGUCUGACUGUACAAAAGCCUCGAGACGUUUGAGGCGAUCGGUCAAACUGGGUUGUACAAUUAUUGCUUUUGUGUUCAA
Amborella trichopoda is the source of this 1483-nucleotide messenger RNA. RefSeq names its product 26S proteasome non-ATPase regulatory subunit 14 homolog. Gene Ontology annotation, molecular function: metallopeptidase activity; protein binding. NCBI's taxonomy places the organism in Eukaryota, Viridiplantae, Streptophyta, Magnoliopsida, Amborellales, Amborellaceae. The record is from RefSeq and is a predicted model, not a curated record.